Molecule: messenger RNA, 766 nt
Organism: Myotis daubentonii (Daubenton's bat)
Lineage: Eukaryota; Metazoa; Chordata; Mammalia; Chiroptera; Vespertilionidae
Product: killer cell lectin-like receptor subfamily F member 1
Cellular component (GO): plasma membrane
Source: RefSeq, a predicted model, not a curated record
CACACAUAUACACACACAUAUUUACUCACAUUAAAGAUGCAAGAUGAAGAAAGAUAUAUGACAUUGAAUGUGCAGUUGAAAAAAAGGCGUCCUAGCCAAACAUCCCAACUUAAAUGUAAAGAUUUUUCUGUGAUGUUACACUGGUACAAAAUCUUGUUGGGAAUAUCUGGAACAGUAAAUGGUCUUCUAGUUUUGACUUUUAUCUCCCUGAUUCUUUUGGUUUCCCAAGGAGUGUUGCUCAAAUGCCCAGAAGGAAAUAAUUCAAAUAUCACCCAGCAUGAUGAUAUUGGAAACCUGAAAAUGAAGAGUGACACAAGAGGAAAUAUAAGUACUAAAGAUGCGGACCACUGUGCUUCAAGUGCUACAGACCAUGGAGGAUUGUGCCCAUCAGAAUGGCUCAAAUAUCAAGAAAAGUGUUAUUGGUUCUCUAAUGAAUUAAAAAGUUGGAGUGACAGUUAUGGGUAUUGUUUGGGGAGAAACUCUCAUCUAGUAAUAAUUCAGGACCAAUUUGAAAUGGCUUUUAUACAGAAAAACCUAAAACAAUCAAAUUAUGUGUGGAUUGGGCUUAACGUUACCUCCCAGAAGAGGACAUGGAACUGGGUAGAUGGUUCUCCAUUAGCUUCAAAAAUAUUCUUCAUAAAAGGACCAGCUACUGAAAACAGCUGUGCUGCCAUCAAGGGAAACAAAAUUUACUCUGAAACCUGCAGCAGUGUUUUCAAGUGGAUUUGUCAAUGUUAAUAUUUUAAAAUAUAAGUUGUAGUGGAAU